This is a messenger RNA of Rotaria sp. Silwood2, 965 nucleotides long. Lineage: Eukaryota; Metazoa; Rotifera; Eurotatoria; Philodinida; Philodinidae. The record is from the annotation of a GenBank genome assembly.
AUGUUUGUUGCCGUACAGAUAAUGAUGACAGCGAUACUUCUUAUUGAUCCCGUGUUAUUGUAUAUCAAGGUGACUACUGAUUAUGAUUUAUAUGGAAUCAAGGUUGCUUUAAAUGAUCGUAUAAUGGUUUCAGCCGACAACCUUUAUUUAGUUUGGUACAUUAUUCCGAUUUCAGCAAAUAGUUCAUUUACAUGUUUCACGUAUUACAAUGAGACAACAUGUGACUUUGUCUAUAGUACUGUUGUUCCAGUGGUUGAUAGUACAUUAUUUGUCUACAAUUGUAUUGAUCAUCAAGGAAACAAUAUCAUCGGCUUCUUCGCUAGUAAUACUACGUGCGAUUUUUUGCUAAUAAAUGAACAAAUUAUAUCGAACUAUUCAACACAAGACAAUUUUAUCAUUACUAUAGACGGAAACGGCACAGGUGUUUAUGGCUUUGCUGACGAUUUUAUAUUUUUUUAUGAAUUACAGCCACCAUUUAAAUUGACUGUAUGGUCAAAUAUUUUCAAUAUUUCACCUCGAGCGAUCGACAUUGGUUCAAAUAUGCAAUAUGGUGUUUUGGUUGGUUACUGUCAAUCGACACCAUCGACUGCAAUCGAAUAUGGUUCUAUAUUGGCCUUGAAUAGCUCUUUGUCGAUUCCAGGCCGUGUGAGGGAUAUUUCGAUCAGAAGUGACUUGAACUUUAACUGGUCCGAUCUACGUAUAAAUUUUCGUGUCGCACAGAGUCGAGCUUAUUCGGCCGACACAACGAUGUCAGUGAGCAUUGCUUGGCGUACUCGACAAAUACUGAUCGGAAUUCAUUCUCUCAAUAUUGUUCUAUUGUACGCAUUCGACAAUGUAUCUCAAUCGAUAAGCACUCGUCAAAAUGAAAUCGGAUUUAGUGGAUUUGGAAAGAGUGUCGCAUGGUUAGAUAAUCAAGGUCAAAAGGCGGUCAUUCUUGCCAAUAGGUAUGUGUAUUUAACGAAACA